AUGGGACGUCAAGCCCCACCUACACCACCCCGACAUUGUCGGAGAGACACCCCUGGAUAUCCUGCGGCAUCUUUUCGGAGACAGGCUCACACUCCCAAGGUUCGGCAGCCGAUACAAUGGGCGGAACUCACAACCGAGCUUUCUUUCAAGAAUGAUAAGAAGGCGGAAUUGAACCGGAUCCACCGCAGGACCAUGAAACUACUCGAUAGGUCACCUGAGCUGGAAUACCUUCGCGCGCGCGAAAUCGUCGUCAACGGUUCCCAGCAUCCGCAACCCGUCCAAGACUCACGUCUUGCCAAUCCCAUUAGGGAGAUCGAAUAUGAAGGAGCAUCUGUACAGACAUCCCAAGACGCUACUUCCUUCACAACUCUUCCCGACCCAACCCAGUCUGCCGAUUUCAAGCUGGCCACUCUUAAUUCCAUCCGUUCAGCUACCGCUUCACAUCCUGUCGUAGGUGUCAUAACCUGUCACAAGGGAACCCACAUCGACGAAUGA
This is a messenger RNA of Peniophora sp. CBMAI 1063, 495 nucleotides long. Lineage: Eukaryota; Fungi; Basidiomycota; Agaricomycetes; Russulales; Peniophoraceae. The record is from the annotation of a GenBank genome assembly.